AAAUCUGAUUUUUUCUUUGUUGGCCGGGGUUGGGAGGAGAAAUGGGAAAGAAACAUAGAAUGGCGAAUUGGGCAGAGCUUCCAAAGGAAUUGUGGGAAAACAUCGCAAAACUCCUCCAAACCCCGAUCGAUGUAAUAAGAUUUCGCAGCGUCUGUAAAUCAUGGCGUUUCUCUAUCCUUCCAAACCCCACCAUCCAAACUCCUUCUCUUCCACUCGGAUUCCACGUUCCUGGUCCUGAUCCAUUCGCAUUUACCACCGUUAGUGUCUCUCAGACCAGGCUCUUCCAUGUCCAACCAUCAACUUUAUCAUCAUCGUCAUCUUCUAAGGUUAAGGGUUGGCUGGUGAAGCUUCAAGACUCUGAUUCUGGCAAAAUGCGUCUGUUCCUCCCCUUUAACCCCGGAGUCAGACAUUUCCCUCGCAAAUCUCAAGAGGUAUUGAAUUUAUUGGAUUUUCGGGUCGUCGAAUUAGGAAUUUCUUAUGCGCUUACGUUUUCCAUGGGAUUUUCUAGUCGGUCUGUUUCUGCUAAUAAAGUUGUGGUUAAGUUGGAUAAUUCUGGGUCGGGGAUCGGUUUUGCCGAGUUUGCAUCUGUUUAUGAUGGACUGCUGGGUUUUUGGAAACUGGGAGAUGAUCAAUGGAGCUUUCUAGCUGGUGAAAGGUUUUAUUACCAUGAUAUUGUUUCUCAUAAGGGCCAGUUCUAUGCAGUUGACAGAUGGGGUUUAGUUGAUUGGAUAGAUUCGUCGUCCUUGAAUCCCAUUCAGUUUUCGCCUCGGUUGCCUGAUGAUAUCGAUAGGCCCAACUGGAAGAAAAAGCAGAAGCAUUUGAUUGAUUCUUGUGGGGAUAUUUAUUUGAUCGAUAAGUUUCUUGAUGAAGAGCGCGUUUGGAACUGCCUUGAACCUCCUGGGUUGCAUUAUAAUUAUGAUGCUACUGUGGUUGGUUUCCAAGUUUAUAAGUUGGAUCAAGAAUGGGGAAGAUGGGUUGAGGUGAAAAGCUUGGGUGACCGAGCAUUUCUUUUGAGUAAUGACAGCUCUAUCUCGUUUUCGACUCGAGACUUGGCCGGUUGCAAAAGGAACUCCAUUUACUUCACAGAUAAUUUAAAAGUCAGUUCAUGUAAUUGUAAAUGUCGAGUUUUUGACUUGGAAGAUGGAAGCAUUAAGGACCUAGGAUCUUUGCCAAGCAGCUAUUCUGAGAUAUUCGAGCCGCCCUGGUGUUGGCUCAGCACAGUUUAGUGUACAUCUGAAUGCUGAAAAGCAAGUAUGACAUAUUUUGUUUAUAUUUUACUUUUCCUUAUAGAACUUUGUACUUCUUCAAUGUUUCUAGAUUUUGACUUAGUAUUUUACUCUA
Molecule: messenger RNA, 1341 nt
Organism: Ziziphus jujuba (common jujube)
Lineage: Eukaryota; Viridiplantae; Streptophyta; Magnoliopsida; Rosales; Rhamnaceae
Product: F-box protein At2g26160
Exons: 1
Coding region: 42-1226 (394 amino acids)
Molecular function (GO): protein binding
Source: RefSeq, a predicted model, not a curated record